Debaryomyces fabryi is the source of this 4053-nucleotide messenger RNA. RefSeq names its product phosphoribosylformylglycinamidine synthase (gene ADE6). Gene Ontology annotation, biological process: 'de novo' IMP biosynthetic process. The transcript has a single exon. The record is from RefSeq and is a predicted model, not a curated record. NCBI's taxonomy places the organism in Eukaryota, Fungi, Ascomycota, Pichiomycetes, Serinales, Debaryomycetaceae. Gene Ontology annotation, molecular function: phosphoribosylformylglycinamidine synthase activity. Bases 1 to 4053 code for a protein of 1350 amino acids.
AUGAGUAACGAAAAAUAUCUCAUUUUACCAGGUCCAAAAGCCUUAUCUCCUUUUAGGGUUAACAAUUUAGUUCAAGAAAUUGAAAAGAAGUUGAAUAAGCCCUCAGUUGUUAAGGAGGUUGUUUCUUCGUAUGUUCAUUAUAUUUCAUUGAAGGAAAAAUUAAGCGACAAACAAUUAGAUUUAGUUGAUGUCUUAUUGCAAUACGAUACUCCGGUUGAUCUUUCAGAUAAGUUGACUCAGAAGUUAGUAGACAUUUCUCGUAUAAGCGGCGAUGAUGCGGACGCUCAAGAGAAGUUUGGAUUAGAGAAUGAUACCUAUAUUAUUAGAAUAUUACCAAGAUCAGGUACUAUUUCGCCAUGGUCGUCAAAGGCUACCGAUAUUGCUAAUAUUUGUGGUUUGAAAGAUAAAGUUGAAAGAAUCGAACGUGGUUUGAAUUUGCUUAUUAAGGUUGAAUCUGGCUUCCCAUUAUCGGAUUACUUAUCAUCGGGCGAGAUUUUGACUUCGGUUUUCGAUAGAAUGACUCAAGUUUUGUAUUUGGGGGACCAUUUCCCUAAAUAUGAUGACUUGUUUGCUCAUCAUUCGCCUAAGCCAUUAGUCGAAAUUGAUUUGAUUGCAAGUACCGAUAAUUUGAUCAAGGCUAACAAAGAAAUGGGUUUAGCUUUGGAUCAAGGUGAGCUUGAAUACCUUACCAAUGCGUUUACUGAAAUUAUUGGUAGAAACCCAACUGAUGUUGAAUUAUUCAUGUUUGCCCAGGUCAACUCUGAACAUUGUCGUCACAAAAUUUUCAAUGCUGACUGGACAAUUGAUGGUGCUAAAAAAGAUUUAUCAUUAUUUAAAAUGAUUAGAAACACUCAUGCCAAGAAUCCCCAAUAUACCAUUUCCGCUUAUUCUGAUAAUGCUGCUGUUUUUGAAGGUCCAGAAGGUUAUGUCUUUACUCCUGACUUUGAAACAAAGCAAUGGAAAUCCAUUAAAGAAAAGGUUCACACAUUAGUCAAAGUCGAAACCCAUAAUCAUCCUACUGCUGUGUCUCCAUUUGCUGGUGCUGCAACUGGAUCUGGUGGUGAAAUCAGAGAUGAGGGUGCAGUCGGUCGUGGUUCAAAGUCGAAGGCUGGUUUAGCUGGGUUUUCGGUUUCAGAUUUAAAUAUUCCAGAUUUACCACAACCUUGGGAAAGAGAUAUAGGUAAGCCAAACCAUAUUGCUUCGUCCUUAGAUAUCAUGAUUGAAGCUCCAAUCGGUUCAGCUGCAUUCAACAAUGAGUUUGGUAGACCAGCAAUUAAUGGUUACUUUAGAACAUUGACCACUGAGGUUGAAAACUAUAAAGGAGAAAACGAAAUUAGAGGUUUUCACAAGCCUAUUAUGUUGGCAGGUGGUAUGGGUGCUAUUAGACCGGACUUGGCAUUAAAGAAUACCAAAAUCACUCCAGGUGCUCAGUUAAUUGUUCUUGGUGGUCAGUCUAUGUUAAUUGGUUUAGGUGGUGGUGCUGCUUCAUCUAUCUCAUCUGGUGAAGGUUCUGCUGACUUGGAUUUCGCUUCUGUUCAAAGAGGAAACCCUGAGAUCCAAAGAAGGGCUCAACAAGUCAUUGAUGCUUGUGUAUCUUUAGGAGGUAAAGGAAAUCCAAUUCAGUCUAUUCAUGAUGUCGGUGCAGGUGGUUUAUCUAAUGCUUUGCCAGAAUUGGUCCACGAUAAUGAUUUGGGUGCUAAGUUCGAAUUAAGAUCAAUUUUAUCAUUAGAACCAGGUAUGUCUCCUAUGGAAAUUUGGUGUAAUGAAUCUCAAGAAAGAUAUGUUUUAGGUGUUGCACCUGAGAACUUAGACAUGUUCAGCAAGAUUUGUGAAAGAGAAAGAGCUCCAUUUGCAGUAGUGGGUGAAGCAACUGAAGAACAAAGAUUAAUAUUAACUGACUCUUUGUUAAAAUCUACUCCAAUCGACCUAGACAUGUCAGUAUUAUUCGGUAAGGCACCUAAGAUGUCGAGAACAGCUGUUACUCAACCAUUGAAUUUAAAGCCAUUCGAAACAAGUGACUUGAAGUUAGAAGAAUCCAUUGAAAGAGUAUUGCAAUUACCAUCAGUUGGUUCAAAGAAUUUCUUAAUUACUAUUGGUGAUAGAUUUAUUACUGGUUUGGUUGAUCGUGAUCAAAUGGUUGGUCCAUGGCAAACUCCUGUGGCUGAUGUUGGUGUUACUGCAACCUCAUUAGGUGAGACUGUUCUUUCAACAGGUGAAGCUUUAUCUAUGGGUGAAAAACCUACGUUGGCUUUGAUUUCUGCUGCUGCAUCCGCUAAAAUGUGUGUAGCUGAAUCAUUGAUGAAUAUUUUUGCUGCAGAUAUUCCUGCAUUAGACAGAAUUAAAUUAUCUGCUAAUUGGAUGUCCGCUGCAUCUCAUGAUGGUGAAGGUGCUAAGUUAUAUGAAGCUGUCCAAGCUAUUGGUUUAGAUUUAUGUCCAGACUUAGGUAUUUCUAUUCCAGUUGGUAAAGAUUCUAUGUCUAUGAAGAUGAAAUGGGAUGAUAAGGAAGUUACUGCGCCAUUAGCUUUAACAGUUACUGCUUUUGCUCCUGUCGACAAUACUUCUAAGACUUGGACUCCACAAUUGCAAAAUACUGGAGAAGAAACCACUUUAGUCUUAGUUGAUUUAGCAGCUAAUAUCAAAAAAUCCUUAGGUGGUUCCGCGUUAGCCCAGGUUUACAAAAAGGUUGGUGAUUCAGCACCAACUGUUCACUCGAAUACGACUUUCAAAUCGUUCUUACAGACAUUAGUUGUCUUACAUAAGCAAUUCAAUGUUUUGGCUUACCAUGACAGAUCAGAAGGUGGUUUAAUUACUACUAUUUUGGAAAUGGGUUUCGCUGGAAGAACUGGUAUUGAUUUAGAAAUUACUGGUGAUGAUUUGUUAACUGAAUUAUUCAAUGAAGAAUUAGGGGCUGUUUUCCAAAUCGAAGCAAACGAAUACGAACAAUUUGUUAAGAUAUUUGAAACUAAUGGUAUUUCAAAGGAUUUCAUUUCAAAUGUCGGUAAGCCUAAUUUCCAAUCUAAGGAUCAAAAGGUCAGCAUUAAGUUCAAUAAUGAGGCUGUUUAUGAAAAAUCUCGUAGUGAAUUACAACAGUUAUGGGCUAACACCUCUUACCACAUUCAGAAAUUAAGAGACAAUCCAAAGACCACACAAGAGGAAUACGAUUCGAUUAAAGAUAACAGCGAUCCUGGUUUGUCAUAUCAAUUAACCUAUAACGUCUCUGAUGAUUUGGGAGUUUCCAAAUUAACUACCAAACCAAAGGUUGCUAUCUUAAGAGAGCAAGGUGUUAACUCGCAACAAGAAAUGGCAUGGUGUUUCCAACAAGCCGGCUUUGAUGUUGUUGACGUUCAUAUGUCGGAUAUUUUAAGUGGCAGAGUUACCUUAGAUGAUUUUGUUGGGUUAGCUGCAUGUGGUGGUUUCUCAUAUGGUGACGUUUUGGGUGCCGGUGCUGGUUGGGCUAAAUCUGUCUUGUUCAAUGAAAGAGCACGUAACGAAUUCAAAAAGUUCUUCCAAGAUAGAGAGGAUACUUUUGCAUUCGGUGCCUGUAACGGGUGUCAAUUCUUCGGUAGAAUCGCUGAAUUAAUUCCUGGUACUGAAAACUGGCCAACCUUCGAAAAGAACUAUUCAGAACAAUACGAAGCUAGAUUUGUCAUGGUUGAAGUCACUGAUGACUCAAGUAACUCUAUUUUCUUGAAUGGAAUGAAGGGUUCCAAAUUACCAAUUGCUGUCGCCCACGGUGAAGGUAGAGCAUCCUUCAAGUCUGACGACCUGAAACAACAAUUCAUCAAUAAUGGUUUGACUUCAGUGAGAUACGUUGACAAUUACGGAAAUGUAGCUAAAAGCUAUCCUUUCAAUCCAAAUGGUUCUCCAGAAGGUAUUGCCGGUAUUUCCUCGCCAAAUGGUAGAGUGUUAGCCAUGAUGCCUCACCCAGAGAGAGUUUGCAGAAAGGAAAGUAACUCUUGGUAUCCAUCAGAACAAGGUGAAGAAUGGGGUAGUUAUGGUCCUUGGAUCAGAUUGUUCAGAUCUGCCAGAAAGUGGGUUGGUGACAACCAUUGA